Messenger RNA from Poecile atricapillus (Black-capped chickadee), 2207 nucleotides. RefSeq names its product cbp/p300-interacting transactivator 3. Gene Ontology annotation, biological process: regulation of DNA-templated transcription. The record is from RefSeq and is a predicted model, not a curated record. Gene Ontology annotation, cellular component: nucleus. The transcript has a single exon. NCBI's taxonomy places the organism in Eukaryota, Metazoa, Chordata, Aves, Passeriformes, Paridae. Bases 364 to 978 code for a protein of 204 amino acids.
CCCAGCCCAGCCCAGCCCAGCCGAGCGCUACCGGGGAGGGGAGCCGCUGUCCGCCGGAGCCCCGGAGCCCCGGAGCGGUGCGAACCGUGCGGGCACAGCACCGUGCGGGCACAGCACCGUGCGGGCACAGCACCGUGCGGGCACAGCACCGUGCGGGCACAGCACCGUGCGGGCACAGCACCGUGCGGACACAGCCCGGCUCCCUGCCGAGGCUCCCCGCAGCUCCCGCGGAGGGAGCGCAGCGCUGCCUUUCCCCCCCGGGCGGAGGUGGGGGCUCGCCGGGAUCUGCUGUCCGAGCCGGCUCGCCGUGCCGUCCCCGGGAGCCGGGGCCGAGGCGCUGUCACCCGGCGGGGACCUGGAGCCAUGGGCGAGCAUAUGAUGAUGCCGAUGAGCCACGGCGGCGCCGGGCUGCAGAGCUACCGCAUGGGGGUGAGCGGGCUGCAGGGACCCCCGCAGCACGGGCAGCAUGUGCUCAGGACGCUGCCCGCCGCCGCUCAGAUGAUGCCCUACGGAGGGGCUGCCAUGGACGGAGCCAUGAGGCCGAGAGCCAGCCUCAGCGGACAGAUGGGCCACCACCAGAUGCAGAACGCGAUGAUGUUCAAUGGCCCGGGGCAGCAGCAGCAGUACAUGGGGCCGGUGGGCACCCAGCAGCUCAUGGCCAGCAUGCACCUACAAAAACUCAACACCCAGUACCAGGGGCACCCGCUGGGCAUGAGCAACGGGCCCAUGGGAGCCGGUGGCCAGCAGUACAGAGUGGGGCCGGGCCAGCACCCGGGCAUGCAGCACAUGCCCUCACCGGCGCUGACGUUGAAUGUUAUGGACACUGAUCUUAUAGAUGAGGAGGUCUUGACAUCUCUUGUCCUGGAACUGGGGUUGGACCGGAUUCAGGAGCUGCCAGAGUUAUUCUUGGGACAGAACGAGUUCGACUUCAUUUCAGACUUUGUUAGCAAACAGCAGCCCAGUGCCAUCAGUUGCUGAGGGGCUUUGAGCUCCUCCUUGUGUCUUGAUGGUUUUGAGUUUGUUUCUAACUUUUCCCCACCUGCCAUCCUCCCUUCCCCUGCCUUGCCCUGUCCUGGAUUCCUGCCUUCCCCAAAGGGACAAUCAUCGGACACUGGCUUGCAAUGGAUUGCUUUUCUCUUCUGUGUGUUUUUUUCUGUGUGGGAGUUUCUGGAGAGGGGGUUGGUGCUCCCCAGACAGAGAGCAGAUCAAGAGCUGCUGCUGUAGAACUGCCUCUAAAUGACAUUAACAGGAUUUCUGGCUUAAGUAGAAAUAAUGGACUUACGACUUUCCUCAACUAGGCUUGGAGCACAAGAAGCAAUAGGCAGCUGGCAGCCCUGCUGUAGCUGGAUUUGCUCGUGGAUUCUGUGGUGCCAGUGGAGUUGAAGGAUCCUGAGAGAGAAUUGUCUCCCUGGUGCAUGGUUUGAACCAGUUUUCCCUUGCAACCAUGGGUGGGGUUAGUUAUUUGUUGGGAUGUUUUACUGUGACAGUAAAUAGGUCUUCAGUCAUGUCUGUUCAGCUCGGGAAGGGACACUUCCCCAUAGCAGGCUUUUUUUUUCUAGCUCUCAAAAAUAAAGUAUGCCUUGGGGAAGGGUGUGCGUUUGUGCCUAAAUGUUCAUCUCCGUGGAACUUCAGAUCUCGGACCUGUACUGCUAAUCAGCUGUAAAAUUUACUAAGUGUUUGAGGUUGAUUCAGGCAUGAGGCUUAAAGCUGCAGUCUGGCUCCACUUUUUUCCCCCUCUGAAACCAAAUAAAGACCGUGUAACUGUAUAUUUCAGUUCUAAUCUUAUUUAUUUUUCUGCGAUUAUUUAUUUGCAAGGGCUCCUUUUGUAAUUUGGCUUUGGGACUGCUGGGAAAGAUGCCUGGAGAGUACUGCAGCUUUAAGAUGCUGGCUUUGGGAAAAGCAAGCCUGGUUUAGUUUUCAAGCUGCUCUGCAGAAUAGUCCCUUCAACUCGAGAUCGUUAUGCUGAACGCGCAGGACUCUAAAUCCAACACCUUUCUGAAUGUGAUAAAGAUGACUCGAUUUCCAAUUACCUUGCUGAGAGAAGGUGAGAUGUAAAAGCCGGCGGGGUUUGGUUUCCUCGGCUGGCUCCUGUUUCCAGGCUCCGGUGACUCCUGGUUGCUGCUGCCCCCUGGUGCUGCCGGCCCCGGCAGCUGCCACUCGGCGAGUCGGGAUGUACAGAUGGAUUUGCGAAUAAAAGCUGAAAUAUC